Molecule: messenger RNA, 1309 nt
Organism: Radiomyces spectabilis
Lineage: Eukaryota; Fungi; Mucoromycota; Mucoromycetes; Mucorales; Radiomycetaceae
Exons: 7
Coding region: 122-1282 (386 amino acids)
Biological process (GO): ubiquitin-dependent protein catabolic process
Cellular component (GO): nucleus; proteasome regulatory particle, lid subcomplex; cytosol
Molecular function (GO): structural molecule activity
Source: RefSeq, a predicted model, not a curated record
AGCCUCCUGUUAGGCCCAUUUUUGCAUGCCUGGGCAUGCUUUGAAUGUCCGCCACUUUCAAUAAAGACGCGCAAUCCGUAAUCGAGGUUGUUCUCUUUGAAAAACGUUAGUCUGCACAAAAAUGGCACAGCAAAUGGAUAUCGAUUUUGACGUUACCCGAUUCUUGCAUGAGGAACGUCAAAAGGCACCUGCUCAUUUACAACAAUACUUUACUACUUUUGAAGAAUUACAUGAAAGAAAAUUAUGGCAUCAGCUGACGCAGAAAAUCUUGGAGUUUUUUAAACAAGAAGAAUCAGGACCAUUCCAGAUUCCCAUUUAUCAACACUUUGUUGCUGACUGGGAAAGCAAAAUCAACAGCUUAUCACUGGUAUCCAUUGCUCUCAAAGCCGCCACCCGAUUCCAAGAUCCCAACGAAUCAGUCAGUUUCCUUGAAAAACUCAUUGCCAAAGUGGACACUUCCGAGACAAAAGAUGUCUACGUGCACGCCAUUAUGGAAACGGCCCAUUUCAAAUUGCAAUUGAAUCAGUUGGGUGAAGUGAAAAAAGCGAUUGAGGAAUCCGAAAAGACCUUGGAUCGUUUCGACAGCGUGGAAACCGUCAUCUAUGCCAGCUUUUACCGAGUCAGCGCCGAGUACUAUAAAGUCAAAGCGGAAUAUGCCCAGUAUUACAAGAGCGCACUGUUAUAUUUGGCCUGCGUAAACGUCGACGAACUUUCAGACAGUGAAAAAGUGGGCAGAGCAUAUGAUUUGUCAUUGGCAGCGUUGUUGGGAGAAAUGAUUUAUAAUUUUGGUGAAUUGUUGAUGCACCCUAUCCUCGAUUCGCUCGCCAACACGGAGCACGAUUGGCUCCGUUCAUUACUGUUUGCAUUCAACAGUGGUGAUAUUGGAAAGUUUGAAGCUUUAGCACCGCAUUUUAGCAAACAGCCAUUGCUUCAGCAGAAUCAUGCAGCCCUUGGCCGAAAGAUUCGAUUAAUGUCCCUGAUCGAGGCAGUUUUCCGCCGUGCUGCUGAUAAUCGAUCGAUUCCAUUUUCAGAUAUUGCUGCAGAAACGAGAUUGCCUUCCGACGAGGUGGAGCAUCUGGUUAUGAAGGCUUUGUCAUUAAAUUUGAUCAAGGGUUCUAUUGAUCAAGUGGAUGAGCUUGUGAUCGUGACUUGGGUACAACCACGCGUUUUGGACAAAGAACAAAUUGACGGCAUGCGACGAAGACUCGAGGACUGGAAUGAUCAAGUCAAGAAGAUCAGCGCAUUCGUUGGAAAGCAAGGGGGUGAAGUAUUUGCCCAGUAAAAGCCAAAAAAAAAGAACGGAGGGAUA